AUGCCACGGAUAACAGUUGGGGGAGACGACGACCGUACUGCUGGUAGGGUCGUUAUUCGGACCGAUUCACGGCCCGAUGCCGUCACGGUGUACGAGAACCAAAUGUACGUGCGGCGCGUCGCCAAGGUCGAUCUUCCCGCCACGGUGACUGCGACGGGUGAGAAUCCCGCCGGGGACGACGCUGGCGGCACGGAGGAUGGGGACGACGUCCUGCAGCUGCUCUUUGCGAUGCCGCGGGACUUUGAACGGGACUCCGUGCAAGUCCGAUUUGACGAGCGCACCGCCGCCCUUGUCGUACUUCGUGGGGUUCUCUUUGAAAAGAACUCCGUCGAAGACGACCGCGACGCGGCAGCAGGAGACACGCAGCGGCAGGAGACGCAAGAUGAGCAGGCCAAAGGGAUCAUGAUGCAGUUACAGGAGGUGGAGCAGCAAAUUGAACUCAACAAAGUUGAGCAAAGUGCCGCAAGGGAUGAGGCGGAACUGAGCGCCCGCCUCUUUGCGCGGGCCUGCGGGCUUCUGUCGGAUGGUCUGGGGACGGCACUGGAAGUGGGCUUCUGGGAGGCGCAACUCGCCGGGGUGGAGAAUGCCACCGUGCACGCCAAUGAAGAGCGGCGGCGACUGGAAAAAGACGCGGCCAAUUUGAAGGUAGAGAAGGAACGGCUGCAGAGUCUUCUGCGUGAAACGUCAAGCGGAGACUCGGCAUCGAGUAAACAGACGGAGUCCGUGUGUAUAGUUCUGAAGGUCAAAGAGGCGGUGCCGCACGCGGUCGUGUACGUAUCGUACAUGUCGCCUGGUGCCUCGUGGCGUGCGGAGUACGAGGUAGUGCUGGACAGCCAGCAGCAGUUGAUGACGCUGCGCUACAACGCCGUUGUGCAGGCGACCGGGGAGGGCCUCUACGACGUUGCGCUGACACUCUCCUCUGUCGCUCCACGUCGUGGCGCGGCGGAACCGCAAUUGGAGCCGUGGCGCCUCUCCCCAACCUCACCGAAAAUCGAAUGCCCUCAUAUGUUGAUGUUGAUGAGCACGACGGAUGGGAGCGUCAAGGGCUCCGCGCCGUCCAUUGAGGCGGCGACGGUGUCUGAGACGAUGGGAAUGGUGAAUUUCACCGUCCCGUCGCGUCGCACUCUGCGUGGGGACGGCAGCAAACUUCGCGUCCCACUUACCGUCCUGCAGUGGAAGGCUGACGUGUCAUACUCGACGGUACCGUCCGUCACGGAGGCCGUCUUCGCAACAGCAGUCUGCACGAAUGCGGACGAAUAUCAACUUCUCCCAGGCGACGCCACCGUCAUGUUGGAUGGCAACUUUGUCGCGAAUACUUUUCUCACGCGUACCGCCCCUGGCGAGAAACUCAGCAUCCCAUUCGGCGUCGACAGCAGCAUUGAAGUUCGCCGGAAGCUGCAGGAGCGAUACACGACAAACAUGAAGACGAAUUUAUUUAACCGCGCGUCCAGGCAGCGGCUGCUGCUUGCAUACGCCACGACCCUCACAAAUACGAAGUCGCAGGAGACCGUCACCGUGACAGUGCAGGAGCGCAUCCCGAAGUCCAACGAACAGAAACUCACAGUACGCCUGCUGGAGCCGAAGACGGACGCGGUGGACUGGACCGACGAGCGGCAGCGGCGGCUGGAGGUGGACGGUGUGGUGGAGAUGCAAGUCGCGUUGAAGCCCGGGGCGGUCGUCACGGUGCCCUUCGCCUUUGAAGUGGAGGCCCCCAUUGACGCGCACAUCUACGGCCUGUAA
Molecule: messenger RNA, 1740 nt
Organism: Trypanosoma cruzi
Lineage: Eukaryota; Euglenozoa; Kinetoplastea; Trypanosomatida; Trypanosomatidae
Exons: 1
Coding region: 1-1740 (579 amino acids)
Source: RefSeq, a predicted model, not a curated record